This is a messenger RNA of Paramecium tetraurelia, 1257 nucleotides long. RefSeq lists its product as uncharacterized. The record is from RefSeq and is a predicted model, not a curated record. NCBI's taxonomy places the organism in Eukaryota, Ciliophora, Oligohymenophorea, Peniculida, Parameciidae. The transcript has 3 exons.
AUGCCAUUUUGCACAUUAUAAGUUAUUUAAAUAAAACCUUAUGUUGUAUUUGUUAGUAGAAUGGAUAGCAAUGAGGAUAGAUCAUCUUAGAAUGAUUAAGCCAAUAAACUGGGAAUAUCUAGAAAAUAGAAGAAGAAAAAUGAGUAUGACUAUCACAGAAAGAAGAGAAGGGGGAUUGAGGGAUCAAAUAGUAAAAAAUCUGGACUAAAGUUCACUGAGGAGGAAGAUCGGUUGAUUCUGUAGUUAGUGUUGAAUAAUGGACCUAAAUUCUAAAAGAUUCAUAGACAUUUUCCUGGAAAAACGUUGGCUAUGGUGAAGAAUCGAUAUUAUAAGCAUUUGCGUUUUAGAUGGGAAUUAUUAGGAUAGUAUUACUAUUUUAGAAUUAGAAAUUAUAAGCAUUUAAGUGUUCCGUAAGAAUAAUUAGAAACAUUGUGUGAGCAAUAGAAGAAAGUGAGCAAUAUUCUAAAUGCUGAGAAGGAUGACCUAAUUACAUAGAUAACCUCACGUACUACCUUACUAUCGAAUGCUCGUAUGUUAGUUGAAUAUAUAUUAGUCGAUUAUGAUUCUGAAAGUAACUCUGAUUCUGCUCCAGAACCGAAGAAACCUCUAAACAAAGUGAUCACCCUCGAUCAUCUUAACAAACUGUCAAAGAAAAUCAAGACAAACGAGGAAAUUGCGGUCAAUGUAGAUCAGCAAUCUGAAUCCGAUGGCAAUGAACAAAUUCCAAUUCAACAACAGGAGAUCAAGAAUGGCAAACUACAUCUUUUAUUGCCAUAACCAAAGAACAAAGUAGAGUAGUAACGUACUACAUUUGUGAAAAAGCGUCUACCUCCAAUGCCUCCUGGUAUAAAUUUUAAGGAAGCAGAAAUUUUAAGUAAUACAGCUAUUAAAAAAUUAACAAAGGAGGAGCAGGCUUUGAUUUAAGAGUUUGAUUAGGAUGACAUCUAUAUGCAAGAUUAAAAAACUAUAAAUGAAAAAGGAAUUGUGAAGGUCUCUUAUGAAGUGGGCGAAGAUAAUGCUUAAAUCAUGAAUUUGCAUGGUACAAAUGAGAAGUAUUGGGAGAUGGAAAGAGAGAAGAUGAAAUAAAAGUAAGAAGCUUUCUUGAAGGUUCCCACAGAUGUGAAUUAAUUGAAAAGAGAGAAGAAUCACAUCGAUUCUCUUAAUUAUUAAGCUGCUCUGAAACAGGAAGGCUACGAGUCAAGAAAACAGAACUUCAAGGAUUAGAAGGACAAGAUGAAAGCCACUUAUGGUUGGUGA